Messenger RNA from Racocetra fulgida, 320 nucleotides. The record is from the annotation of a GenBank genome assembly. NCBI's taxonomy places the organism in Eukaryota, Fungi, Glomeromycota, Glomeromycetes, Diversisporales, Gigasporaceae.
CUCAGGUGGAACAAAUUCAAAUAGAAGUUACCGAUCCAAAUACUUCUCUCAAUGUUCGUAUUCCGGAUGGAAACUCGGAGGAUGAGGAAGAAAAAGCUAGAUAUCAAUUGUUCUUGACAUUACCUGAGGAUUUCCAAGACGCCUUAAAAACCGGCGAAUUAACAAAGAUUAAUAAGGUCUUAGGCGAAAUGACAGUAGAAGAAGCGGAACGUGUUUUAGACAUAUGUGGAAAAGCAGGUGUCUUGUCACUUGAAGGUGGUAUUAUCGAUGCCACUCAAGGUCAGACUAUUCCCGGGCAAGUUAUCGAUAAAGAUGAAUAA